Molecule: messenger RNA, 1028 nt
Organism: Spirometra erinaceieuropaei
Lineage: Eukaryota; Metazoa; Platyhelminthes; Cestoda; Diphyllobothriidea; Diphyllobothriidae
Source: the annotation of a GenBank genome assembly
AUGGUGUCCUUUGAUGUUGUCUCAAUUUUCAUGUCCAUAUCAGAGGCGUUUGUGGUCGAACCGCACAGUGACCUGCUACAUCAAAAUUACGAUGAGGGCGGUGGCCAGCCCACGGCUCAGCAUCUCGCAGAACUGGCGGAUCACUGCCUCAAGACAUUCUUCACUUUUGAAGGGGUCACAAAUGAGCAAGUUACGGACACUCUGAUGGGUUCACCAACCUCCGGCCUCACUGCUGAGGGGGCUCUGCGAAAACUCGAGAGGCGACUGUCGGAGGAGUACAAACCCAGGUUUUUGACGCGCCACGUUGACGGCACUUUUUUAAUGGCCGAUCGUGAUAAAAUUAACUACUAUGUGGAACAAAGGAAUUCAAUCAUUCCUGACCUACAAUUUACGGUAGAAGGCGAAGUGCAGAACAAAUUUCUAUUCCUGAAUGUUCUUGUCUGUCUAUGUUUUUUCGCACUAUAUGCGGAUUCCUUUCUUUAAGGGUUGCCCAGAUAAAGAGUUACAAGCCGUGAAUUUUCGCCUUUAAGCCGAUAAUGCCAAGAAUUCGCCCUUCACCCUCAAGCAGCGUUGCUUAAUUGGCCUAAUUACUGCAUGUGAUCUUGGAUAAUACGAAAGUCUCGAGACGUCGUUUUGUCAAAGGCACUUUUCUCUUACUGAAUCCAUUUUCUGAAUACCAAGAGAUGUUAUUUGACGAGCAGUAACCUUUUACGAAUAGAACACCUCAGAACUGUUCUUUGCUUUCUGUUUUGCAUUAAGUUGGGUCUUUCAUGCUGUGAAAACCUCCCUCAAGUGAACACUCGAGACCGCCGUCGUCCACUAUAUGCUCCAAAGCAAGGUGGAACAGGCGCGACGACUUGCGCAUGAAUUAGUUUAUAGUGGUGGUAGACUUGCGCUGCAUCUACCGCUCUCUCUCCUCCCCCAGUUGGACACGGCGUCAAGACAGAGGCAGGGAGAACGGAGACGCAACAACGGGCCCGAAAGGCGAGGAUUACUGGGCAGCCAUUUACACUACAUACCUGCGCUAA